AUGCUGUUACUACUUGUUCUUGGGGAAUGUCUAAAGUUGUUCCUUGCGUCUCCUGAACAACUAGACCAUGAUCACUAUCCUGUCGAGUGUCGUGAGGUAGUUUUGGCCACAUUCGCUGUGGUUGGCCCGACGCUCGGAUUGGAUUUCGUUACUGCUUGUUCAUCGGGACUGUCUAAAUUGGUUUUUGCGGCUCCUGAACAACUAGACCAUGAUCACUAUCCUGUCGACAGGCGUGAGUUAGUUUUGACCACAUUCGCUGCGGUGGUCCUGGAGCUCGGAGUGGGUGGUGUGACUGCCUGGUUGCCGGAAAUAUCUGAAUUUGCUCCAUGCGACCACUGA
Molecule: messenger RNA, 339 nt
Organism: Dibothriocephalus latus
Lineage: Eukaryota; Metazoa; Platyhelminthes; Cestoda; Diphyllobothriidea; Diphyllobothriidae
Source: the annotation of a GenBank genome assembly